AUGGCAGCUAAGAUGAUCAUUUUCGCAGCCUGCGUGGCCGCCGCACUAGCCGACUACUCCGCCCCAGCUUACCCAGCUCACCACGCUUACGCCGCUGAACACUCAGCCCCAACCCCAUACAACUUCGAGUACAGUGUAAGCGACCCACACACUUACGACGUCAAGAGCCAAUCCGAACACAGUGACGGACACGGAAACGUCAAGGGAUCGUACAGCCUUUUGGAAGCCGACGGUUCCACCCGCGUCGUCGAAUACACCGCCGAUGACCACAGCGGAUUCAACGCUGAAGUCAAGAAAAUCGAAGGGCACGGACACGGUUACAGCGCACCCGCUUACAAAUCCGCCCCGGCCUACAAAUCCGCACCGGCUGCAUACGCUGGACACUCUUACGCUGCCCCAGCUGCAUACGCUAGCCACUCAUACGCCGCCCCAGCUGCAUAUGCCGCCCCGGCUGUAUACGCCGGACACUCGUACGCCGCCCCAGCUGCAUACGCCGGACACUCGUACGCUGCCCCAGCUGCAUACGCCGGACACUCGUACGCCGCCCCAGCUGCAUACGCCGGACACUCGUACGCCGCCCCAGCUGCAUACGCCGGACACUCGUACGCCGCCCCAGCUGCAUACGCCGGACACUCGUACGCCGCCCCAGCUGCAUACGCCGGACACUCGUACGCCGCCCCAGCUGCAUACGCCGCACACACUUACUCCGCCCCGGCUUACAAACCAGUUGCAUACAAGGCAUACUAA
Messenger RNA from Macrosiphum euphorbiae (potato aphid), 747 nucleotides. NCBI's taxonomy places the organism in Eukaryota, Metazoa, Arthropoda, Insecta, Hemiptera, Aphididae. The record is from the annotation of a GenBank genome assembly.